CCAUUUUAGCUGUGCGCACAAAGGUGCGCCGUACGUGUGCUCCCGAGUCCCUGACACCACUGUAUUAAAAGCCGUGUUUUCAUGUCCCUCUCGCUAGUUUCAUUCGACUUGUUGAUGUUUUGAUUCUUGCGUCCAAAUUCGGCAUAUUAUAAUGGCAAGUAAAGUUCCAGAGACGGAGAACUUCAGGAAAUUCAAACAACAGCAAUUGUUGAAAAAAUUCAUCCACAAUCGUCAGAAGACUGCCGAUUCGAUAAUCGAUUUUCCGAUGAAUAAAAAACGGUUAAGAGUCUUGUCGAAGUCCAAGACACUCGCGCGGAAUGCUGCAGGGAUCUUGUAUUGGAUGUUUCGCGAUUGCAGAGUUCAAGACAAUUGGGCCUUCCUCUACGCACAAGAACUGGCCUUGAAAAAUCGUCUCCCUUUGCACGUCUGCUACUGCACUCACUCGGAAUGUGCGCGCACUUCAUUGCGUCAUUUCAAAUUUCUUGUUAGAGCCUUGAAGCUGGUCUACAAUGAAUGCCAAGAGUUGAAUAUCAGUUUCCAUCUGCUCUACGGGGAGCCCGUCUCGGCCGUCCUGGAUUUUAUUCACAAUUAUAAAAUGGGAGCCCUUUUCAUCGAUUUCUCCCCACUGAGACUGCCAAUGUCUUGGGUAGAGCAGAUUAGGGAGAAAUUACCUAAGAAUAUUCCAUUCUGUCAGGUUGAUGCUCACAAUAUCGUGCCCUGCUGGCGGGCCUCUGAUAAACUGGAGCAGUCAUGGCAAACAAUCGGACCCAAAAUAACUUCUCAACUAUCAGAGUAUCUGACAGAGUUUCCACCGGUGGUAAAACACCCCUACGACAGCACCUACCAAUUCCCCAACCUCAAUUGGAAUCAUUUUCGGGAUUUCAUCGUCAUCGAUGAUACAGUCGAAAUGUUGCAUUGGUGCAGGCCCGGGUACCCAGGGGCUGUGGGAGAGCUUGAGAGGUUCCUCAGGAUGGGUCUCCAGGACUACCACGAGAAGAGGAAUGAUCCUAUGAAGAAAGCCACCAGUAGACUCUCCCCUUGGUUUCACUUUGGCCUGAUUUCUCCGGCCAGAGUCAUGUUGGAGGUCCAAGAAUAUAUGAAGGACCAUCCGGAGUCAGUCAAGUCCUUUAUUGCGGAGGCGGUUAUCAGGAGAGAAUUGAGCGACAAUUUCUGUUUUUAUAAUGAGAAUUACGACAAACUUAAGGGAGCGCCUUACUGGGCUAUUAAAUCCCUGAAAGCACACAGGAAGGACAAUAGGAAGUGGUUGUACACGUUAGAGGAAUUUGAGAAUUCUCAGACCCACGAUGAUCUAUGGAACGCAGCCCACAAUCAGCUGCUGAGGAAGGGAAAAAUGCAUGGAUUCAUGAGGAAGUACUGGGCGAAGAAAAUUCUGGAGUGGAGUCCAACGCCUGAGGAUGCUCUAGCCUGGGCAAUCUACCUCAAUGACAAGUACAGUUUGGACGGCCGAGAUCCUAAUGGUUAUGUUGGGUGCAUGUGGUCGAUUUGUGGAGUUCACGAUCGGAGAUUUAUGGAGCGGGAGGUAACCGGGACGAUUCGUUACAUGGACUACAAAGAGUGCGAGGAAACAUUCGAUGUGAACGCUUACAUGAAAAAAUUCAAUAGAAAAAUCGUGAAUAAGAAGGAACCAGUUGAGGAAAACCCCAAGAAAUUGAAGAAAUAAUUCAUGAAAUAUUGUUCUCCAUUUACUUCACAAUUUGUUUUCUUUGAACACUAUCUGUUAAUGUUACCCAUAUUUUAUUAAAACAUAAAAAAUGCAGAAGCAUUUUAUUUUCAAUAA
Molecule: messenger RNA, 1798 nt
Organism: Diachasmimorpha longicaudata
Lineage: Eukaryota; Metazoa; Arthropoda; Insecta; Hymenoptera; Braconidae
Product: deoxyribodipyrimidine photo-lyase-like
Exons: 6
Coding region: 152-1681 (509 amino acids)
Biological process (GO): photoreactive repair
Molecular function (GO): deoxyribodipyrimidine photo-lyase activity
Source: RefSeq, a predicted model, not a curated record